Messenger RNA from Sitophilus oryzae (rice weevil), 1297 nucleotides. RefSeq lists its product as uncharacterized. The record is from RefSeq and is a predicted model, not a curated record. Bases 38 to 922 code for a protein of 294 amino acids. Gene Ontology annotation, cellular component: nucleus. The transcript has 6 exons. NCBI's taxonomy places the organism in Eukaryota, Metazoa, Arthropoda, Insecta, Coleoptera, Curculionidae. Gene Ontology annotation, molecular function: zinc ion binding.
GUAAAGAAGAAGGAACAAUAGCCAAUAAAGUACUAAGAUGAGUAACUACAGAUGCAGAACUUGUUUAUAUACAUGUGAGAAAGAUUCUGCAUUCAGAAAACUUGAUAAUUUGCAAGAUUUGCUACAGCUGAUUAUUCCAGAAAUUAAGUCCCAGAUCAGUAAGACCUCUCUUAUUUGUGAACAAUGUUUUUAUUUUCUUAAAAAUGUAGAGAUAUUUAAAAACAGAUGUUUAGAAAUACAAGAUAAAUUUGUAUCCAUUACUUCUGCUAUUACUAUUCUACAAGUUAAUGUACCACAAGAUGUAGUUCAAAAUACAAGUUCAGUAUUGUAUGAUUCACCGAAUGAUAGUCAAGCAGUUAUAAGAAAUGAUGAUCUUUUACAAUUACUGAACAGCAAAACAAGUAAAUGUGAUCUAGAAGCAGAGAAGAAUAAAUGUAAUUUUGUUGAUUCAAAUGAGAAUAUAGAAAUAGAAAUAGACAGUAGUGAUGAAGAUGAGUACAUGUCAAGGGAGGAUCUUAUUUCUUCUGGAGUAAUUGUUGAUGAUAAAGACACUAACAGUGGAGAUAUAGAGUUUAUUGGAUUUUGCAAUAGUAAGAAUCCUGUGAUGAAAGAAAUUCAUCCUCCAAAUAAAUAUAGCAGUAAUAAAGUACCUGUUAUUAGUCAAGUAGGUGAAAAUGUAGCUGAUAUUGUGCCGAAGAAAGAGUUACAGGAGAAUGUUUCAGGGUCGUUUUAUAAAAGGUCCCAAGGUGGUCUGUACGAAUGUAGAUUAUGUGAUAAGAAAUAUAAAAGGUCUAAAUUCUUACACCGGCAUUUAAAAAAGGAGCAUGUCAAUCAGUUGAAAUGUUUUUAUUGCGACUACUGUAACUUUGUAUGCCUGUGGAGGUCAUCACUGAAGAGACAUAAUUCAAUUUUUCAUAAAUAAAAUUAUUACAGGAAGUAAUAUUGAUUAUUAUUUUCUGUAUAUUAACGUUACAUGCCAAAUAAAUUUUUGGUUGUUAAUAUAUAAGACUUAUGAUAUUGCAUGAUUAAAAGGUGUUAAUAUUAUGGUGCAAUCUUAGAAUCUCGAUAAUUUUUUACAUGUGUAAGUGUUCUUUUAAAUUCAGUUUUAAAUAUUUCUGAAUUUGAUUUUCAAGAUAUUUUAUAUUAAAUAUAGUAACACAAAUUUUGAUAUAUUUUUACAUACACACAUAUCUGUGUUUUAUAUAAAUAUAUGUAAUAUUUUUUGUUGCAUUCUUGACUGUUUUCUCUUUGUAAAGAAGUACCUGUAUUCUAUUAAAUAAAAUAAAAAUUGCUUGUA